This is a messenger RNA of Hirsutella rhossiliensis, 1389 nucleotides long. Its product is annotated as FAD binding domain-containing protein. The coding region runs from base 1 to 1389 and encodes 462 amino acids. The transcript has 6 exons. Gene Ontology annotation, molecular function: FAD binding. NCBI's taxonomy places the organism in Eukaryota, Fungi, Ascomycota, Sordariomycetes, Hypocreales, Ophiocordycipitaceae. The record is from RefSeq and is a predicted model, not a curated record.
AUGGAAAAUUUCAAAGUCUUGAUCAUUGGGGGCUCUGUAGCAGGGCUUACGCUCGCCAAUUGUCUGGAAAGACUGGAAAUUUCAUACGAGAUUCUUGAGCAGAGCGACGACAUAUGCCCUCAGCUCGGCAUUUUUGAUUCUGUUGAAAGGGUGAUUGAACCUCUAGAACUUGCACGAAUAUGCUUCCCGGAUGGCUACUUCUUCCGAACUACAUACCCGUCCAUAAUUAGGGAUCAUCUUGGAUAUCCGCUAUCAUUCCUCGAACGCCAGAAGUUCCUCGAAAUCCUCUAUAACAAGCUCGUUUAUAAGGAUCGAGUCCACACCGGCCAGACGGUUUUAUCCAUUGAGGAUCUAGGGUCCCACGUCGUUGCCAGAACUGCCGAUAGGGAAUACUCGGGACACUUGGUUGUGGGGGCCGAUGGAGUCCACAGCAUUGUUCGAGCAGAGAUCUGGAAUCAGGCCAAUCAGGCCAAGCCCGGGGCUAUUGCGGAUAGCGAAAAGUCUGCUCUGAGGAUCGAAUACGCUUGCGUAUACGGAAUCUCGUCUGGAGUUCCCGGCGUGCAGGACGGGGUCCAGUUAAGUCUACUCGACCAUGGUGUUACGAUCCAUGUGUUCAGCGGCAGGAAUACCAAAGUCUUUUGGUUCGUUAUUCUUAAGAUAGAACGAUACUGUUAUGGCGAUAGGCCGAAAUUCGACACUCAGGAUGCCCGCGAAAUCUGUGAGAGCCUAAAGACCAAGAAGAUCGACUCGACCUUGACCUUUGGAGAUGUAUGGAUCAGCUGUGACAUAUUCGCAAUGACACCACUAGAAGAAGGAUACUUCAAGACGUGGCAUUUUGGUCGCUUGAUGUGCAUCGGGGAUGCAGUACGCAAGAUGGCGCCCAACUUUGGCCAGGGUGCCAACAUGGCCAUUGAAGAUGCUUCGGCCUUGGCCAAUGCAUUGUGGAAGGGGGAUCUCGGCAAGGGCAUGGCCGAAACCCGAGCAAUGGAAGACAUAGUGCGACCUCUUAUCGCGAGCCGACUCGCCAGUACAAAAAAUGCCUGCAGGCGGUCGGAGUUCCUCGCCCGCCUGCAGGCCGGCGACGGCAUGGUGAAGCGCCUCUUUGCUAGAUACAUCUUCCCUGCCUUGCAUGACAUCCCUAGUGGGUCUUCAGCUGCAAUCCUCAAGGGGGCAGAACGGCUCGAGUUUGUGGACCUCCCGGCACGAGCGAAACUGCAGCAUGCCGGAUGGACCCUGGCCAAGAGUCUGGGAUGGUUGGUAGGCAGACGUCGUAUCCUGUUUCUCGCCUGCAUGGGGGCUUUGUUUAUGUCGUGGGCAUCGGAUUGGGUUACGACUUUUGUUUAUGUGGAUGCCGCGGAACGUAGUCUGCACGAAGACCAGCCUUGGUAA